UUACUUUUUACUUUGUGAAUAACAAAAUCGAAAAAAAUAAGUAUUUUUUGUAAAUUAUCUUUAGUUUAUUCCAACUUAAUAUCUAAAAAAGACUAUCUUUAGUAGAGCUAGAAAAAGAAGAUAUUAAAACAUUUGUAACAUUUAUUAUUAAGAAUUUAUAAAGUUAGACUUAAAAUUAUAGAUAGUUAAACGUAGAAAAUGGGAAGCUUUUUUACUAAAAAUAAAACACCUAGAAGCCGCGUCACCGAGCAAGACAAAGCUGUAUUGCAGUUGAAGCACCAACGUGAUCUUUUAAAGCGAUAUCAAAAGCGGAUACAACUGAGUUUGGAGAAUGAUCGUCAAUUAGCUAAGAAAUGUUUAGCUAGUGGACGCAAAGAGCGAGCGAAGCUAUUAUUGCGUAAGAAAAAGUUUCAGGAAACUUUACUGAUGAAUACCGACAAACAAUUGGAAAAUCUUGAAAAAUUAGCAACAGAUAUUGAAUAUGCACAAGUGGAAGCGAAUGUAGUGGACGCUUUAAAGCAAGGUAAUGAAGCUCUUAAGAAAAUGCACGCAAUGGUUGAUAUCAAUGAAAUUGAGAGAAUUAUGGAUGAGACGCGCGAAGGCGUGGAAAAGCAACGAGAAAUUGACUCGUUACUUUCAGAGGCACUAUCCGAACAGGAUGAAAAUGAUGUUUUAAUAGAAUUAGAUGCUUUAGUUGCUGAGGAGGAAGCGGAGAAGUUUAAAUUACCUGAAGUUCCUCAAGACGAGCUGUCUCUGCCUUCAGCAGAUGAAACGCCGAAAGAAAGCAAAGCUGCCAUUAUAGAGAAACCAAAAAAGAUUCUAAUAGAGGCCUAGUAUAUAUAGUCCACAAUGUU
Glossina fuscipes is the source of this 854-nucleotide messenger RNA. RefSeq names its product charged multivesicular body protein 6-A (gene Vps20). The transcript is spliced from 3 exons. NCBI's taxonomy places the organism in Eukaryota, Metazoa, Arthropoda, Insecta, Diptera, Glossinidae. The record is from RefSeq and is a predicted model, not a curated record. Bases 199 to 834 code for a protein of 211 amino acids. Gene Ontology annotation, cellular component: multivesicular body; ESCRT III complex. Gene Ontology annotation, biological process: vesicle budding from membrane; late endosome to vacuole transport via multivesicular body sorting pathway.